UCAAAAUUGGAAAAGAGAUGCGCACCAUGCUGAAUGAUCUUAUUCGCCUUGGUAUCCCCAGCCCUUCGGUGGGAGGUAUCUUGAUCCAAGGCCACCAAAUCACUACCUUUCAACUCGAUAUCAUUGGCCCUAAGCUGUAUAGGAUGAUCAAUCUUUGCAAAUUGAACAUGUUUAACACCCUUGACGAUAUUGUUUCCCUUCCAGUCAUUGUUUUGCAAAUGUUACAAGCCAAGCAGAUUGCUAUGGAUACUGCUAGAAAGGUGCAGACCUUAAUGAGUGAACGCAGUACUAAGAUGAAAAGGACCCGGCCAUCAUAUCAACGAUUGUGGCUCUCUGAAGGCGGAUGCAUUUUGCGCAAACGAAGUUCACCCAAUGAUGGCGGAUGAAUAUUUGAAACCUAAUGGCAGACAUUCAUCUCAUUCCAUAGCUGUAUAUAUCUUUUGUGAAUACCUAUUAAAGUCAAACCAGAUAACUAAUGGGUGAAUCUAUACUGUAGGAGAUAUGCAAGGAAACAGACAGUAUAGUUGAAAACUACAUAAGCACUGUUGAAAUCAACUUUGAGUCUGAUGAUGAUUCUAAUGAUGAUAAAGUUUGCCUCCCUGACUCUUUACGCUUUCCUAAACGAGAUUGAUUUUCUACCCUUUAUUUCAGUUAUUUUAUAUCCGCAUACUUGAAUAUUAGAUUUUUAAUUUCUUUCAUAUUAUACAUAUACCUAAAUAUUA
This is a messenger RNA of Rhizopus microsporus ATCC 52813, 722 nucleotides long. RefSeq lists its product as uncharacterized. NCBI's taxonomy places the organism in Eukaryota, Fungi, Mucoromycota, Mucoromycetes, Mucorales, Rhizopodaceae. The record is from RefSeq and is a predicted model, not a curated record. The transcript has a single exon. Bases 18 to 386 code for a protein of 122 amino acids.